AUGUUGCCAACGCUGCUGCAUUCACCUAUCCAAUCGUUAGAAAUCUCUCAAAAAUUUGCUAAUGAUAACAAUAUAUUUGAUGGUGAUGAAAUUUUAAAAAAGAGAAAUGAAGAAUUAAAAGAAUUUAUUGAUGAACAUAAUCUUUUAUGGUCAAUUAAAUUACGUAGUGAUUCUCUUUAUGUAGAACUUCCUCAACAAUUGAAUGAUGGAUCAAAAGAAAUGUUCGUUAGUCUUCUCGAAUUUGCUGAUGAUGUAUUACGUUGUAAACAUGUUAUUGUCUGUUUUAAUAAAACACGUUCUGAUCGUGCAGCUUUAGUUAAAACAUUUAUGUUUCUUGGAUUUCAUGUUCUUUCACUUGACAAUACAUUAAUGGCAUCAAAUGACAAACAAGAAGACCAAUUAUAUAUGGUUUAUAUCAUUGAUAGUGAUGGAUAA
Molecule: messenger RNA, 435 nt
Organism: Rotaria sordida
Lineage: Eukaryota; Metazoa; Rotifera; Eurotatoria; Philodinida; Philodinidae
Source: the annotation of a GenBank genome assembly